This is a messenger RNA of Canariomyces notabilis, 1453 nucleotides long. RefSeq names its product alpha/beta-hydrolase. The transcript is spliced from 4 exons. The record is from RefSeq and is a predicted model, not a curated record. The coding region runs from base 49 to 1341 and encodes 430 amino acids. Lineage: Eukaryota; Fungi; Ascomycota; Sordariomycetes; Sordariales; Chaetomiaceae.
CCUUUCUCUGACUCUGGUCACGACGCAAACCUUCAGCGGCCAGCCAAAAUGCCGCAAUCUUACCGCGUGGUGCAGCACAUUGUCGACUGCCACUACACAAGAGAGUACGUUGCGGCGACUGCCAAUGGCGAUGAUGACAGGCCGAGGCUCGCGGUGAAGCAGUACAUCCCCAUAGACAACCCCAACCCUCAGCCAGGCGACGUCACACUCAUUGCAGCUCAUGCCAACGGCUUUCCAAAGGAGCUGUAUGAACCUCUUUGGGAUGACCUUCACAGGAGGCUGGCCCAGAGCGGGACACGUAUCCGGUCUAUUUGGAUCGCGGAUAUGUGGAAUCAAGGGCAGUCGGGCGUUUUGAACGAGAAGAUACUAGGAGACGAUCCAAGCUGGUUCGACCAUGCUCGUGACAUGAUGAAUCUCAUCAACCUCAAGCGAGAUGAGAUGCCGCACCCGCUGGUCGGGAUCGGCCACAGCAUGGGCGGAGCGCAAAUCUCCGCCGUAGCCCUCAUGCACCCGCGGCUCUUCCACAGCGUCAUCCUGCUCGAUCCCGUAAUGGGCUUCGUCAACAGUGGCAUCGGGCCCGCGGUCGCCUCCACCAGCCGGCGCGACAUCUGGGAGUCACGCGCCGCGGCAGCGGCCAAGUUCGCCCAGUCCAAGUUCUACCAGGCCUGGGACCCGCGCGUGCUGGACCUGUGGAUCGAGCACGGCCUGCGCGAGUUGCCGACCGAGCUGUACCCCUCCCUCUCCUCUGCCUCCCUCGCCAACAUCAACAGCAAGGGACAGGCCGAACUUGGAACUAGAAAGGAGGACAAGCCCGUCACGCUGACAACGACCAAACACCAAGAGCUCUUCACCUACCUGCGCCCGACCUACCGUCGUCCUGACGCCUACCCCGUCCCGGACAUGGACCCGGCCUACGACGUCGUCAACCCACGCGGAUACCCGUUUUACCGGCCCGAACCGUUCCACGUGUUCCGGCGGCUGCCCGAGCUGCGGCCCAGCGUGCUAUACGUCUUUGGCGGGCAGUCCGACAUAUCCACGCCCGAGCUGCGCCGGGCCAAGAUGCAGAACACGGGGACCGGGGUUGGCGGAAGCGGCGGGGUGGAUAAGGGGAGGGUUGAGGAGGUGGUGCUUGAUUGUGGGCACUUGGUGGCUAUGGAGAAGGUUGGGGAGUGCGCGGAGGCGAUGGCGGGGUUUUUGGAGAGGGAAGUGGGACGGUGGAGGACGCAGAGGAAUGCUGUUGAGGCGGCUAGGAAGGGGCGGGAGAGGAGGGAGGUCAUCAUGAUUGAUGAACGGUGGAAGGAGGAAAUUAAGCCACGGGAGAAAGGGGAGGCGAAGCUCUGAUGUUAGUGGUGUGGAAGCGCUGGGCUUGUUUAAGGAAGGUGCUGACGGAAUUCUAGAAGAUGCUUGGCUUAGAUGUUUAGACCUAGCGGAGAAUUGUACUGCAAUGCCUAGC